UUGCUCUCUCUUCAUUUUCAAGGUUCAAAGGAAAGCGGCGAGGAUUCCAGGGGUCCCGUCGCCCCUACAGCCAAUGAGGGGCCUGAGAGGGAGGAGCUUGGGGCUGCUUGGUGCAGCUUGAGCUUCUGAGGGAAUCAUCCUCACUAGACGCAGUGGAGUCUGAGCUGUGCUGCAUGUCACAGAACAAAAUCUUAAAAAAUAAAAACAAAAAACAGAAGAGGAGAAACGCUGCAGAGUAUGGAACGCUAUAGAACUUUCUGAAACAUUUGCUUGGGAUUCCCAGGGAGCAUGAUCUUUUAAAACCAAUUCUUUCUGAAGCCGGUUUGGGUAACUGGGAAAAUGAUACAUAUGCUAAAUGCAGCAGCUGAUCGAGUGAAAUGGACCAGAUCGAGGACUGCUAAAAGGGCUGCCUGCGUGGUGGCUGCAGCAUAUGCUCUGAAAACCCUCUGUCCCAUCAUUGGCAAGCGUUUAAAGCAAUCUGACCACUGGAAGAAAAAAGAAGCUUACCCGGCUGCAGAGAAUAGAGAAAUACUGCAUUGCACCGAGGCCACUUGUAAAAAACCUUCGCCUGGAGUGAAUGCAGAUUUUUUCAAACAGCUACUAGAACUUCGGAAAAUUCUCUUCCCUAAACUUGUGACCACUGAGACAGGAUGGCUCUGCCUCCACUCGGUAGCUCUAAUCUCAAGAACCUUUCUGUCUAUCUAUGUAGCUGGUUUGGAUGGAAAAAUCGUGAAAAGCAUUGUGGAAAAGAAGCCUCGGACUUUCAUCAUCAAAUUAAUCAAGUGGCUUAUGAUUGCCAUCCCUGCCACCUUUGUCAACAGUGCAAUAAGGUACCUAGAGGGCAAAUUGGCCUUGGCCUUCAGAACUCGCCUAGUCGACCAUGCCUAUGAAACCUAUUUUACAAAUCAGACUUAUUAUAAGGUGAUCAAUAUGGAUGGGAGGCUGGCAAACCCUGACCAGUCUCUUACUGAGGAUAUUAUGAUGUUCUCUCAAUCUGUGGCUCACUUGUAUUCCAAUCUGACCAAACCUAUUUUAGAUGUAAUCCUGACUUCCUAUACGCUCAUCAAGACUGCUACAUCCAGAGGAGCAAGCCCAAUUGGGCCCACCCUUUUAGCAGGGCUUGUGGUAUAUGCCACUGCUAAAGUGUUAAAAGCCUGCUCUCCCAAAUUUGGUAAAUUGGUGGCUGAAGAAGCUCAUAGGAAAGGCUAUUUGCGGUAUGUGCACUCCAGAAUUAUAGCCAAUGUUGAAGAAAUUGCCUUCUACAGAGGACAUAAGGUAGAAAUGAAGCAACUCCAGAAAAGUUACAAAGCUUUAGCAAAUCAGAUGAACCUCAUUUUAUCCAAACGUUUGUGGUACAUUAUGAUAGAGCAGUUCUUGAUGAAGUAUGUUUGGAGCAGCAGUGGACUAAUUAUGGUGGCUCUACCUAUUAUCACUGCAACUGGCUUUGCAGAUGGUGAUCUAGAGGAUGAUCGAAAGCAAGCUAUGGUUAGUGAGCGGACAGAAGCGUUUACCACUGCUCGAAAUUUAUUGGCCUCUGGAGCUGAUGCUAUUGAAAGGAUUAUGUCUUCAUACAAAGAGAUAACUGAAUUAGCAGGCUAUACUGCUCGAGUAUACAACAUGUUUUGGGUCUUUGAUGAAGUAAAAAGAGGCAUUUAUAAGAGAACUGCUGUCUUGCAAGAGUCUGAAAACCAUAGCAAGAGUGGAGUUAACAUAGAAUUACCCCUCAGUGAGACAUUGGAAAUCAAAGGAAAAGUUAUUGAUGUGGAUCAUGGAAUUAUUUGUGAAAAUGUUCCCAUAAUUACACCAACGGGAGAAGUGGUGGCUUCCAAGCUAAAGUUCAAAGUAGAAGAAGGAAUGCAUCUUUUGAUAACUGGUCCGAAUGGUUGUGGGAAAAGUUCUCUCUUCAGAAUUUUAAGUGGGCUCUGGCCUGUGUAUGAAGGAAUCCUAUAUAAACCACCUCCACAACAUAUGUUCUAUAUUCCACAAAGGCCGUACAUGUCUCUUGGAAGUCUUCGGGAUCAAGUCAUUUAUCCAGAUUCAGUGGAUGACAUGCAUGAUAAAGGCUAUACAGACCACGAUCUAGAUUGUAUUCUACAUAAUGUUCACCUCUAUCAUAUAGUUCAAAGAGAAGGAGGAUGGGAUGCUGUUAUGGACUGGAAAGAUGUCCUGUCAGGAGGGGAAAAGCAAAGAAUGGGCAUGGCUCGCAUGUUUUACCAUAGACCAAAAUAUGCAUUGCUGGAUGAAUGCACCAGCGCUGUCAGCAUUGAUGUUGAAGGAAAGAUAUUUCAGGCUGCGAAAGGGGCUGGAAUUUCCUUACUUUCUAUAACACACAGGCCUUCUCUUUGGAAAUACCACACUCAUUUAUUACAGUUUGAUGGUGAAGGAGGUUGGCGCUUUGAACAAUUGGACACUGCUAUUCGUUUAACACUAAGUGAAGAAAAACAAAAGCUAGAAUCUCAGCUAGCUGGAAUUCCCAAAAUGCAGCAGAGACUCAAUGAACUAUGUAAAAUUUUGGGAGAAGACUCGGUGCUGAAAACAAUAAAAAAUGAAGAUGAGACCUCCUAAUUUAUUUUGACAUGUUUUAAAAGUUAAUUUUUAGUUAAAGGCUCAGAGACAUUUAUAGGGCAUGCAUUGUGUUAAGCUAAGCACAGAGGAAAAAAAGACAGCAAGAAAUGUUUUAUAAGAUUUUAGCAUCAAGGAAAUAUAAGAUCUGACUUUUCAGAAGAAAAUAAACGAAUGCAUUAUGUAAGAUUCGUCAUUAUGGCUUAUACUAAUUCCUAGUGAAAGCCUAAUUCACAUGUAAAACAGGAUUUUCUAGGUAACUUCAUAAUGGAUACUAGAUUUGCUAAUGUGUAUGUGUUGUGUCUGAAAUUCUUAACAAACAUGGGACAUAUCUUGAGGAUGGACAACUUAAGAGCAGUGUUUGGGUUGAAACAAGGUGAUAAAGUUAGAAGUUUGAGUAACAUUUCUAUCCAUUUAUGGUUUUUAGAUUUAACAGCUAGAAUUCAUGUUCCUUUAUUGCUAGUGGUCAACUAAACCUGUGUACAAAACCUCUAACAGUUUGAUAAAUAAUUUCAAUACGAAAGAAAUUCUUUUAAUGGCAGUGGUUGAAAGAAAGAAGCAUGGCUAUACUUCUUUUAUAUGUAUAAAAUAUCCUAUUUUUAAUUUUAGAUUUUGAGCAUCUCAUGGGCACAUAAAUUCAUUUUAAUGAGAAUCUUACAUAUUUGUUAAUAAACUUUCAUUUUGAAAAGAGAAUUGCCAAUACAGAAAAGGAGUAUCCAAACAAUGUUUGUCUCAGCCUGUUACUUUACUUGGAAGGAUUAUAUAUUGCAAAUUCUGUCCAGAAAUACUUAGCUUGUUUUUGUCCCCAAAGGAGGAGUCCACCACAUUUUGAAAAUAGCAGUGCUAUAAUAGAAUAGAGGGAUUUUCAAAAUCAUAGUAGUAAUAACAUACAUUGGAAUAGUACUUUAUAAUUUACAAUCCUCACUUACAUCAAUUAAUUUUAAUACUGUGGCAAACUUUUGAGGCAAAUAUUUUUUUUCCUAGUUUGCUUUUGAGAAAAUUGACACUCAGAUUUGCUCUAAUCAUGCAGUUUAUUUAGGGGCAGAUCCAGGGGUCAAAUGAAUUUCCCCUGUUUCCCUGGUUCAGUGCUAUUUUCAGUAUUAUCCUUGAAAUUCAACUGGGCUAUAAUAGCAAUAAAAGUUAGAUGAGAUGUUGAAAAGAGAAUAAAUUUAGUAAUGUUAGUGUUAUUGUUAUUUGAUUAUUGUUUACAAGGUAUGGAAAUUUAAGUACAAAAUGGAAAGGUUAUUGAUCUGUGGUUUAAAAUAGGUCAGGAGGGCUUCCCUGGUGGCGCAGUGGUUGGGAGUCCGCCUGCCGAUGCAGGGGACACGGGUUCGUGCCCCAGUCCGGGAGGAUCCCACAUGCCACAGAGCGACUGGGCCCGUGAGCCAUGGCCGCUGGGCCUGCACGUCCGGAGCCUGUGCUCCAAAAUGGGAGAGGCCACAACAGUGAGAGGCCCGUGUACCGCAAAAAAAUAAUAAUAAAAUAGGGCAGGAAAGUUAGCAAAUCUUUCAGCACCUAUGCACUCAUACGCAAUAUUAAUGUACCGCUACAGUCAGCAUUCAGAAGGGGAAUUGUGUUAUAAAUCAAUUUAAUAUUUAUUGAACAUAAUGAGAAAGAAUCUGUAUGGAAUAGUCAUAUGAAAUAAAUCUUAUAUAUUCGAUUGCCUUGGAGUUGGAAGUAUGAGAGCCAGGACUACCAUUUUAAUCUCCUACUGCGUAUGCCACCAUGUUUAUAGGCCAGAGAAAAUGGAAAUGCUGUUAUUAGUGGUUUAGGAUUUUAUUUGCAUAUUUAGACACAGCCAUAAUAGAUGCUAAGUCAGUGAUUCUCAGACUUUUUCAGCUGGUAGAGUACCUGUAUGUCAUUCAUGAUGCUUGUAAUAGAACAUGUAAUAGAAUCAUGACAUUUUCAUAUUUUCAAUUCUUCCAUGCUAAGACAUUUUUAUUAUCAAUAAAUGUAACCACCUUAUGUGAAGGAAUGUAAUGUAAAAUCAAAACCAGUACAUCUAAGUUUUUCUGUUAGUAUCAUUAGCUGUUCAUUUAUUCAUUUGUCAGUUACUACUACUUCCUAUUAGAAAAGUGAGGCAGACAUCAAAGGUUUAAAAAAAAAGCAUGGAAUGAAAAAUUAAACUUGAUAAAAAUUAUUCAUUAAUCUAAGUUCUAUAUUAGCAGUUAUUCAGUUUAUACGGCUGUAGGGAAAAUUCUGGGGCAAAUAGCUUAAGUUAAUUUUUAAAGAUAUAAGAAGAAAAUGAAAAGUCCUCAUUUGAAACAUGUACAUAAUUUUUAUGCCUUAAUUUUCUUAAUUUGAAAAAUAAAGCUUUUAGGAACCAAUAUAUUGUGUUUUGAAACUUUGAAAAGAAUGCCAAAACAAAUAUUAGAUUUUUAAUUAGCCCUUAUUUAAUAUACCCUACCAACUGACUGAAGUAAAGAACUCAUUAUUUAUAAUGUACAGGAUUCAAGGAUGUUUAAAAUUCUUUAUUAAAAGCUAUACACACUGCAGUUUAAAUGUUAAAGUUCUAAGAGAAACAUGUUUCUUUUUUUUGUUUUUUUUUUUUUUUUUUGCGGUACGGGGGCCUCUCACU
This is a messenger RNA of Globicephala melas (long-finned pilot whale), 5140 nucleotides long. It is a transcript of the gene ABCD2, whose product is annotated as ATP binding cassette subfamily D member 2. Lineage: Eukaryota; Metazoa; Chordata; Mammalia; Artiodactyla; Delphinidae. Gene Ontology annotation, molecular function: ATP hydrolysis activity; ATP binding; ABC-type transporter activity. Gene Ontology annotation, biological process: peroxisome organization; fatty acid beta-oxidation; long-chain fatty acid import into peroxisome. Gene Ontology annotation, cellular component: peroxisomal membrane. The record is from RefSeq and is a predicted model, not a curated record.